UUUCCUCGUCUCUCUCAGCCCGUAGUUUUCUCCCUACCUUCCAUUUCCCUCUCUUUUCUCUUCUCCAGUAUUAAUCUCUUCUCAUAUAUUAGACGUAUAUAUAGAUCAGUCUCGCUCUUGUCGGUCGUGCAAGCUUGGAGGCACCACAGACAACGAGGUCGAGUUCUGAGUAGCUCGAUCCUACGUUGUUGUAUUAAGAUCAGCCAUGAGGGAGAUCCUGCACAUCCAGGCCGGCCAAUGCGGCAACCAGAUCGGGGCCAAGUUCUGGGAGGUGGUGUCGGACGAGCACGGCAUCGACGCCAAGGGCGACUACGUCGGUGACUCCCGGCUGCAGCUGGAGCGCGUUGACGUCUACUACAACGAGGCCAGCGGUGGCCGGUACGUGCCGCGGGCGGUGCUCAUGGACCUGGAGCCGGGGACCAUGGACGCGGUGCGCACCGGCCCCUACGGCAAGCUGUUCCGCCCCGACAACUUCGUCUUCGGCCAGAACGGUGCCGGCAACAACUGGGCCAAGGGCCACUAUACCGAGGGCGCUGAGCUCAUCGACGCCGUCCUCGACGUGGUCCGCAAAGAGGCUGAGAACUGCGACCUCCUCCAAGGGUUUCAGAUCUGCCACUCGCUGGGCGGGGGGACGGGGUCGGGCAUGGGGACGCUGCUGAUCUCCAAGAUCAGGGAGGAGUACCCGGAUCGGAUGAUGAUGACGUUCUCGGUGUUCCCUUCGCCCAAGGUGUCGGACACGGUCGUGGAGCCGUACAACGCGACGCUGUCGGUUCACCAGCUGGUGGAGAACGCCGACGAGUGCAUGGUGCUGGACAACGAGGCGCUCUACGACAUCUGCUUCAGGACCCUCAAGCUCACCAACCCCAGCUUUGGGGAUCUGAACCACCUCAUCUCCACCACCAUGAGUGGCGUGACGUGCUGCCUGCGCUUCCCGGGGCAGCUCAAUUCCGACCUCCGAAAGCUGGCCGUCAACCUCAUUCCCUUCCCCCGCCUCCACUUCUUCAUGGUAGGCUUCACCCCGCUGACCUCCCGCGGGUCGCAGCAGUACCGCGCCCUCAGCAUCCCCGAGCUCACCCAGCAGAUGUGGGACGCCAAGAACAUGAUGUGCGCCGCCGACCCACGCCACGGCCGCUACCUCACCGCGUCCGCCAUGUUCCGCGGCAAGAUGAGCACCAAGGAGGUGGAUGAGCAGAUGAUCUCGGUCCAGAACAAGAACUCCUCCUACUUCGUGGAGUGGAUCCCCAACAACGUCAAGUCCAGCGUCUGCGACAUCCCCCCCACCGGCCUCGCCAUGUCCGCCACCUUCAUGGGCAACUCCACCUCCAUCCAGGAGAUGUUCAGGCGCGUCUCCGAGCAGUUCACCGUCAUGUUCCGCCGCAAGGCCUUCCUCCACUGGUACACCGGCGAGGGCAUGGACGAGAUGGAGUUCACCGAGGCCGAGAGCAACAUGAACGACCUCGUGUCCGAGUACCAGCAGUACCAGGACGCGGUGGUCGACGAGGACGACGACGAGUACGGAGACCAGGAGGCCGAGUAGAACUGAAGCGCUACGUUACUCCUGAAAACGAGGGCCAUAUGUUACUGCUACAUGUUGUCUAUUUGUGUCGUGCAUGGCUUCUGCAGAACAU
Messenger RNA from Musa acuminata subsp. malaccensis (wild Malaysian banana), 1628 nucleotides. Its product is annotated as tubulin beta-7 chain-like. Gene Ontology annotation, molecular function: structural constituent of cytoskeleton; GTPase activity; GTP binding. Lineage: Eukaryota; Viridiplantae; Streptophyta; Magnoliopsida; Zingiberales; Musaceae. The record is from RefSeq and is a predicted model, not a curated record. Gene Ontology annotation, biological process: microtubule cytoskeleton organization; mitotic cell cycle. Gene Ontology annotation, cellular component: cytoplasm; microtubule.